Messenger RNA from Cottoperca gobio, 2513 nucleotides. RefSeq names its product interleukin-13 receptor subunit alpha-1-like. The transcript is spliced from 10 exons. Gene Ontology annotation, biological process: cytokine-mediated signaling pathway. The coding region runs from base 209 to 1396 and encodes 395 amino acids. NCBI's taxonomy places the organism in Eukaryota, Metazoa, Chordata, Actinopteri, Perciformes, Bovichtidae. Gene Ontology annotation, cellular component: external side of plasma membrane. The record is from RefSeq and is a predicted model, not a curated record. Gene Ontology annotation, molecular function: cytokine receptor activity; protein binding.
UCACAGCCUUCCCUCCAUGCCUCUGUUUACUUUCCUCCUUUCUCUUGUGUUUGCUUCUUUUUGAUCAUGGACAUGGUAUCGCCUGUGUUUGCCUCCAGUGCGCAGUAACAACAGUUCCUUAAGUAUUCUUUUUCCCACUACGGGUUUGCCUAAAAGAGGAUCGAGGCAGUUGACUCGCUUCCAGAAGGGUCAUAGUGUCGGACGCAACAUGGCUUUUACGCGGGUGUAUUUUGCCUUUUUAACAUGCGCCGGCAUGGUAAUGGUAUACCACUGUGAAGCAGAUUGCCCUCCUCCACCGACAGGGCUGUCCUAUAAGUGGCUCGACCCGUUUACUGUAAACGUGUCCUGGCAGAAACCCCUCAGAGUGCAGGAUGGUGAGGUCCAAUACACAUACCGUCUGAAGAAUGACGCAGACAAUUCUGUGGUGCGCACGGAUUGGAGAAAUUUCACAGACAGCUGUCUCACAGAAGAGAUGGGCUCUGAUCAUUGGACGUACCACGUUUGGACUGUUGGCAGUAAAUCCUGUGAAAGUUCCAAUCAGAGCACACCUGUGAGCAUUACCGUUCGCACCCUUAAGGCCAGAGCUAAAGUGAAGGACAUCAAAUGUUUGAUCUACCCCAAAGGAAUGAACUGUUCCUGGGUCCCAGGAAAUCAUUCUGUUAAGGUCUCCUAUAGGAUCUGUGGAAGUUCUGAGGAACAUAUAAAAGGUUUAAAGGAGUGUGAUAAGCCUUACAGCAGCGGGAUAAGAAAUGGUUGUCAUCUGAACGCCAAUGCUGUCAAAAAAGAGAUCUGCAUGCUUGUGGACACUGGAGAUGGAUUGAGCACCUUUAAACCUGCACUUGUGAUACCUCCACCAAAGCUGAGCAUCACAGAAGAAGGAGAUACACUCAAACUAAACUGGAAACAUCCAGAGUUCGGAAGUUGUUUCUGGAUAUACGAAAUCUCCUACAAGCAAUGCAAUGAGCCCAAAGUAUGGCGGAACUUCAGUACUUCACAAGGAGACACCAUGGAGGUGGCCUAUGAUAAAAAAUGCCUUUACGAGUUCCAAUCUAGAGUCAGGACCGGUGACAAUUGCAAGAAAAUAACCAGCGACUUUGGCGAAGUUGUACAUUAUGGUACUAAUAAGGCCCCCGACAAGACGCUGACUGUGGUUGCCAUCGUCAUCCCCAUCCUUCUGUCCGUCUGCAUCAUUCUGUCCUGCUACUGCUUCAGGAGGCACAGCGCCAUUAUUUGCCCCAUCAUACCAGAUCCUUCGGCUAUAUUCAAGGAAAUGAUGAUGAACGGAAACAAAGAAGUUAAGAUGAUAGGGAAGGUGUACUCGCCGGUGCCAGAACCCAUUGAACCCUGCGAAGUUACCCUCAUAAACGAAAACAGUGACCUCCAGCAAAACUCCUGACAUGAACAUGUACAGCUGGACUUCCACUCUGUGAGGAUUCAUCAAGAACAUUUUCAGAGUAGCUUCACACUAGGCUGAAACGCUUUGUUCCACUGACCUCUAGUGGUAUAAAGUUUCAAGUCUGUUGCAUCUUUACUGUACAGACCUGUAUGACUGCAGCUCAAGGAAGAACUUCAACUUCAAGAAGUCGGCAAAAAAAACACAUUUUCAGCUGCUAUUCAGUUACUCUCUUAGGCAGUGCAGAUGUCCGCUGCUGAGUCCUUUCACGUACAGGAUAAGGAAAUGCACUGAAUUCUUGGCGCUACCUAAAAAAAUUAAAAGCCACCAGGCUAUGGACACGGAAAUACAGACAAGACAAGAACAUUUUUCAUGCCUCUGCUGAUAUCCUCCUGUUGGGCACUGUGGAUGAAGACGAGGAUGAGGGCGGGCCGUGUGUUUUGGUUGGAUGGAGCGAAGGACUGAUAGUGGGAACUGUCCUUUUAGAUAGAGGAGCUGGUGGGCCCCUGGAUAUCUGCUGUACACAUCUAAGAGAUAACAAUAGGAGGAGGGGAAAGCAUGUCUUGUUUCUAGGAAUGACAAGUAAAUGCCAGUAAUACUGCCGUCAUGGCAGCUAGACAAUGGGAGGGAAGCAAAUGUGCUGAAAAGCACAUCAAGUGAUCCCUAAAUGUUUCUUAAAAUAUUAAAGAUUUAAAAAAUCUGUCUCUUGAAAUUCUGACCUGCGGUGUUAAGCAUUUUCAACCUUAGUACACAACCUACAACUUUUUGUAAAGAGAACAAUGCUAGACUAAUGUGUAAGCAUCUGAGAUUAAACUUGGCUGUCAGUCUGUUGAUUUUGUGUAAUGUGUAUGCUUGCUCACAGAUGCACCCAAAUCUAAAAUGCCACAUCACUACUAGUUCCUUAGAACCGAGGGAAGUGGGGUUUUUUUUUGGUCUCUUGUUGCUUUGAUACAUUUAUCAACACUUUUUGUUUGCUGUUUACUGAUCACUGUUUUAACAGAGAACAAGGAAAUAGAAAGUGAAAAUAUUUGUGUUGCUUGGUUGUGAUUACUACUAAUAAACCUGCAAAAAUAUCAACUCAGGUCCUCACAAAAGAUUGGUACAAGGCACCCUUUAUGUA